AUGGCCUUGAUGACGGCCCUCCUCUUGUUCUUGUCAUGCACGCUUGCGGCUGACGACGAGGACGUUUUUAUUGAUAACCUGUUUAAAGUCCACAAUGGGGCCACCGAUGGCAGCUGCGGUGGUCGAGCCGACGUGCUGGAUGAUUGGCUCGGUGAGACAAUUGACAGCCUUGACAUCGCAUUGAAAGCCAUGGGCAACUAUGAUGACAAUUGGCGUGUCCGAAGGUCAUUGUCGACAAUAUUCACACUCAAGAAUAGAAGGCUACGUACACCAAAGGACCAGGCCUUUAAAGAUGUCAAAGGGUAUCUUGAAGCGGUCCGAGAUUUUUUCAAUCGUCGUCUUGAUGACUCUGGGCAGCAAAUGUAUGUCAAGGAUGGGUAUUGGUUAUUUUGUGACAGCAAAUUUCUUUCCGAGCAACAGCCGACCGACACAGCCUUGGACUAUCUAGGUGUUCCUAUCAAGGACGACAAAGAACAGCCAGUCCUCAUCAAUAGUGUCGACGAAUAUAAGAUACAACUUACUAAAGAUGCAAAUGCUAAGCCAUGGUGGGCCGGCAUAUCCACGGACUUGAAUGCCUACUUUUUCACGCAGCAUGGCGCCGACUUUUGUGACGUCGAAGGCCACCUCGGCGUCACCGCAAGUGUAACACCAUACAAGAAAGGCAGUAGCGGAAGGGCAGAAGCCGCCCCUUUUGUUUACUCCACCACCCUGUGCCCCUCCAGCUUUGAAGGGACCGUGAUCGAUGGAACUGUAAGAUACGAGACUUACAAAGAGGCCAACGCUCGCAUUACCCCUGAGGCGAACCUUGCAAAUUUUGUCCCCAGGAGCGCGACUCUGCUGCACGAAGCUUUUCACUUUGUCCAUGGGUCGGUGUUCAAGGUACCAGGUGAUCCAAAGGACAAAAAGGCAGAGAAAUGCAAGUAG
This is a messenger RNA of Pestalotiopsis fici W106-1, 924 nucleotides long. RefSeq lists its product as uncharacterized. Bases 1 to 924 code for a protein of 307 amino acids. The record is from RefSeq and is a predicted model, not a curated record. NCBI's taxonomy places the organism in Eukaryota, Fungi, Ascomycota, Sordariomycetes, Amphisphaeriales, Sporocadaceae. The transcript is spliced from 2 exons.